This is a messenger RNA of Acanthosepion pharaonis, 549 nucleotides long. NCBI's taxonomy places the organism in Eukaryota, Metazoa, Mollusca, Cephalopoda, Sepiida, Sepiidae. The record is from the annotation of a GenBank genome assembly.
AUGUCCAUUAAUUUCUUACCACUCGAUGAUGAGAAGACGCGAAAAAAUACGCUAACGAAGAACAACAACAGAAAAAACCCAACACAGAAAGAAAACCUGAAAAGAAUACAAGACAACUUGGCAACAUUAAUAUUCAUAUUAAUAUUGUACCCAAGGAAAAUCAAAGCUCGAAAAAGGGUUGUAGAAAUAGCCAUGUUCAAGAAACAUUUGCUGACAGAAUGUACAGCAAAAGAUUCCUACAGGAAUUGUCCAAGAUGCCAGGGAGCUGUUCUGAAGAGUAACUAUGAUGCCCACAUUAGUGACAGAAGUUGUAAAGUAAUUGAUGCCACCGAAACUCUUUGUCCACUCUGCCACAUGAAAAUAAAACCAAGCGAUGAAGGAUGGAAGCAGCAUUUAAUGGCGGCAUGUAAAAACAAUCCCAGGCUCAAUUUAACACAAUCCAAGAACCAAACAGCGUCAUCAGGUAGAACGACACUGAAUUCUAAAUUCAAAGAAAAAAGUCUCAUCCCUAAGGGAACCUCACGACAGAGCCGAGCCAACAACAUUUGA